Exophiala dermatitidis NIH/UT8656 is the source of this 1236-nucleotide messenger RNA. RefSeq lists its product as uncharacterized. The record is from RefSeq and is a predicted model, not a curated record. The transcript has a single exon. Bases 1 to 1236 code for a protein of 411 amino acids. Lineage: Eukaryota; Fungi; Ascomycota; Eurotiomycetes; Chaetothyriales; Herpotrichiellaceae.
AUGGUCUACUACACAAGACAGGGAAACCCUACGGCACUCGAGAGGAAGCGUCAAUUCGAAGAAGAGCUGAUCUACUACGACGCCGACUCGAACAGCAUGACGACUUCUUCUCCUGCCGGUGAGCAUCGAGGUACUAGUACCACACCAUUCAGCCCGGGGGUACGGCCUCGAGUGAAUCAGAAUCAGAAUCAGAAUCAAUACAAACGACAACGAAAACAGACCACCCGCACCUCGUCCUCACCCGCGUUCCCUUCCAUUUCAUCCCUGUCAUCUUCAUCUUCACCUUCACCUUCACUCCGAGCAGUACCACGGUCCAAGCCAGCACCGGCAACGGCAAGGGCAACUACUAGUCCUACUACAGUCAAAGUCAAGAUCAAGACAGAAGGAGAAGCUAAUGCACGCGCCGCAAUACAAGAGCGACCCCUCGCAGAGCGAGUGCAGAUCUACAUCGGACCGCAAAACAAAGUGUUUACCGUUGGAAUACGAGACUUGGACAAAUCGCCUGUCCUGAAAGCACUAGUUCACCACGGUGUGGCCUCCGGUGCAGCUGGAAGUGAGGGACCAUUCAUCAUGCACCCGGAACUAACGAAGAUUGACGCGAACCAUUUCCAACCUGUCUUUCAAUUUCUCUUGAUGGACGAAUAUGUCCCGACGAUCAUCAGUAAUCCGAAGGGUGCCAAUGUUUUUCCCAAACAACUUGAUGGUCUGGUCACGGUGGGGGAGUAUCAGGCCGAAGCGCUGCGGGGAGGUUACAUCUAUGUGAUUGCCAAAGCAUUGGGGAUGAGGGGUCUUGAAGAUCUGGUUUUGAGAAAGAUCACGCAGGCACAGUACCUUGGGGGUGGUGGGGGAUAUGGUGUCAAAUGUCUGUUGGAUUUGGCUAUGGUUGUGUUUUCGAGGCCGGAGGAAAAUGAGUUGGCUAAGAGGGCAAAACACCAACUGAGAGAAGAUGACGGUGCAGAUGGCGGAGAUGGUUUGGCUGGUGUGAAUGGUAGGCAUGGGAUGGGACAGAACGAUGGAGGAGAAGAAGAGGUUGAAGAUCGUCUGGAACUUUGGCUUAUUGAAAGCCUCAAGGACAAGUUGCAGCAGACGCUGAUCAAUCAUGCGAAGCUGUUUUUCAUGGUUGCUAACCAUGGCGCCUGUGCCAGACGAGGCUUUGCGGCGAGGAUCUUUAGGCGCAAGGUGGAGGAUUGGGAGAAGUUGGGGGGAGAUGUUGUGGCUAUUGAGGAUGAUGAUUGA